Messenger RNA from Vanderwaltozyma polyspora DSM 70294, 1539 nucleotides. It is a transcript of the gene YPK3, whose product is annotated as putative protein kinase YPK3. Lineage: Eukaryota; Fungi; Ascomycota; Saccharomycetes; Saccharomycetales; Saccharomycetaceae. The transcript has a single exon. The record is from RefSeq and is a predicted model, not a curated record. Bases 1 to 1539 code for a protein of 512 amino acids. Gene Ontology annotation, biological process: protein phosphorylation. Gene Ontology annotation, molecular function: protein serine/threonine kinase activity; ATP binding.
AUGAUAUUCUCAUUGGAUGAAGAAUUACAGAAUCUCCGGCUAGAUGACGGUAGUGCAAUUAUUGAUGAUGAUGGUGACGAUGAUAUUUCUAUAUCAAAAACUAUUGAUGAAGGGGCUACUUUAAGGACACACUUAUCUGUAGAUGCUAAACCUAUUCCAAGUCAAAAGGGUGUGAGUAGAAGAAGAUCUUCUGCUUUAGAAAAAUUUCAAGUUAUUACACCUGCAAACAGCAGUAAGAUUAAGAUACCAACAAUUGGGACGUCUCCUACAUCUUUGGAAAAAUCUGAAAAUUUGAUAGAAUCAUGUAUUAAACGUAGUUCACUAUCGAGAGAUUUAUAUGAUUUUAAGCCUGUUAGAGUUCUUGGGAAAGGUGCCUAUGGUAAAGUCAUUUUAGUCAAAGAUAAAUCAACUCAUAAACUAUAUGCGAUGAAACAACUUAAAAAGGCAGAGAUAAUAAUUGACAACUCGAAUAAAGAAGUUGAUUCAGAUGAUGAUAAUUUAGACAAUAUUUUAACGAAGAGUGACUCAGAUCUUUCGAAAAGAUUAGAGAGAACUUUUGCUGAAAAGACAAUUUUAUCAGAUUUAGAACAUCCUAAUAUUGUAAAAUUGUUCUAUGCGUUUCAUGAUGAAUCGAAAUUAUAUCUAUUAUUACAAUAUAUUCCAGGUGGUGAGUUAUUCUUUCACUUAAAGGAACACGGUACUUUACAAGAAGAUACAGUGGCAUUUUAUACAGCAGAAAUCAGUUGUGCCUUAAAAUUUUUACACAGUAAAGGUAUUGUUUAUAGAGAUUUAAAACCUGAAAACUGUUUAUUAAAUGAAAGAGGCCAUUUAGUUUUAACUGAUUUUGGUUUAAGUAAAAUAGCUGUUGAACAAAAUGAAGAUGUGGGUGAAGAUCAUGAAGCAGAAGGAGAAAAUAUUACUGAAUUAUAUUCAAUAAUCGGUACUCCAGAAUAUUGUGCUCCAGAAAUUUUACAAGGAUUGCCAUAUUCUCAAAAUUGUGAUUGGUAUUCCUUAGGUUGUUUAAUUUAUGACAUGUUAAUUGGUAAACCUCCAUAUACUGGUGUUAAUCAUAAAAUUAUAUUGAACAAAAUACAAAAGGACAAACAGGGUCCAAAAUUGCCAUAUUAUCUAAGUGACGGAAUGAAAGACGUAUUGGGAGCACUGUUGAAGAAGGAAAGUAAAAAAAGAUGGGAUGUUGAUCAGUAUUGGAAAGAAACUAAUGAUAAAUCAGGAUCUAAGCAAGGUAAAAAGAAGAAUAAAAAGGAAAGAACCAGUACUUUCCAAUCGCAUUUUAUUUUCCGCAAAGUUGAUUGGAAAUUAAUGGAAAGUGGUGAAUCACAAAAGAAGACAUUAGGACCAAUAGUACCAAUAAUUACAAAUUGGGAAUUAGCAGAAAAUUUUGAUUCUGAAUUCACAUCAAUGUCAUAUGAGGAUAGUGAAGAGAUUAUCGAUGGAAUUGAAAUAGUCAGGAAAUCAGAUUAUUUAUUCAAAGGAUUUAGUUAUAAGGCAAGUGGAAGUUAUUUAGAAAGAUAUUUCUAA